AUGUCGAAACUACCAAGCGACUAUACUCAGGAGGAACUUAUUGAGAUGGGUCAGAGAGAAAUAGAUAAGCGAGGGGGCCUGGAAAGCGUUCCCUGCGAUAUUAUUUGUCUCGACGGGCAUCGAUUCCAUGUCAACUACGACGUGCCUCAACAUAUUACCGAUCAGAUUGAGGCACUAUUUUGGGGCGACAAAGAAGUAAGAUACGAGGAUAUUCCUGAAGACGUGAAGGCAUACGAAGAAAAGGAUUAUGAGAGUGAUGAGAAGGAUGAGAAUCUCAAAGAGUCAGAUAUGGACGCGAAAGAGGAAAAGCAACUAAGCAAAGAGGAUAGUAGAAAGAAAUAA
Messenger RNA from Fusarium sp. VM40, 342 nucleotides. NCBI's taxonomy places the organism in Eukaryota, Fungi, Ascomycota, Sordariomycetes, Hypocreales, Nectriaceae. The record is from the annotation of a GenBank genome assembly.